Messenger RNA from Betta splendens (Siamese fighting fish), 3847 nucleotides. RefSeq names its product raftlin, lipid raft linker 1a (gene rftn1a). Lineage: Eukaryota; Metazoa; Chordata; Actinopteri; Anabantiformes; Osphronemidae. The transcript is spliced from 10 exons. The coding region runs from base 282 to 2225 and encodes 647 amino acids. The record is from RefSeq and is a predicted model, not a curated record.
AGCAUCUCUCUCACCACCUUUCACGCGCGCCGGCGACAGACGGUGAAGUAGACAGGGUGUUUGUCAUCAGUUCCCCGUGAAUUGGAGCAGCAUUCGAGAGGCUUUCGCGUUUCUCUCCCCGUUGGAUCGCAGCGUCAGACUCGCGUGCGUAAUUCCUCGAGACAUCGGCGAGGGAGACGCGACGGACGCGCAUCCACCGACUCCGGCGUGAGGACGCGCGUCGGUCCGCACACACUUCGCGCUUCGUGGGAACCAGUAUUGGCUCCUCUCCUGACAGAGAUAUGGGCUGCAGGCUCCCCAAGUUGCGAAAGGCAGAAGAGAGACGAAGCCCUGGUAACAUCUACUCCACCCUCCGACGGCCUCAGGUGGAGACCAAAGUGGGCGUGGCCUACACCUACCACUUCCUGGAUUUCCUUCUGGGAAAAGAAGAGGUGCCCGUGUCGUCCGUGCUGUGCCUCUCGUCGGUCCGCGAGCUGCCGGUUCAGGUGCGGGAGCUGUACGCGCAGGGCUUCGUCCUGGUGGCCGUGCACCCGUUCGUGCACCCGUGCGGCCCUCGCCACGCGCACGUCCAGCGGCAGCUCCACAGGGCCGUGCUGAUCCGGGAGACGCCCAGUUCGGAGAAGAGCCAGCUGAAGUGGGCGAGGCGGCGUCUAGAGACAGACGUGUGCGUGGCCGGGCACCAGGCCGCUGACCCUGAAGUGAUCCAGAGCUAUGUCAAGAGGAUCCAGGAUGUGGCAGAGCAAGGUGUGAUGUUCGUUGGCUUUCUGCAGCAGCCGGGUGGAGGACCCAGCUUCCUGGGGCACUGGGACCCUGAGGAGUUGUCGUCCUUACACUCAAGCCCCUCGCCCAUACACAGACACCCCGUCAGCGCCAACGUGACCCCAACAGAACCACAUCAGACCAGCGUAGGCCCUGAAUGCCUCUUUGAACCUCUGGCGUCGGAUGAUGAGAGUGUGGAGUGGAACACUCCGAGACACGCAGCCUUGGAACCCGCCCAGAGUUCAGAGAACCUGGAGGGAUUCGAUGAAGAGCCGCUAGGAUCAACAGAGCGGUCCGGGCGUCACCGCAGGUCUGGCGUCCACACGUUUCAGCCCCCAGAUGCUGAAGGGGGCCACAUACAUCCCAGCCCAGUGCAACAGCAGCCGGGUCAACUACCGACACUGCUUCACCUCCCCAACCAGGACAGAAGAGCGUCGAGCCCCGAGAGCUGCCUCAGCUCCCCGGACCUCGAGCGCAGCCGCGACGAUGCGACGCACAACAACAACCACAUCCGACUCAGAGGUCCGGAGAAGGCUUCGCCACCGGCGCGCGCUCGGAUGCAGCUCUUCGCCCUGUACAACCACACAGGGGAGCUGGACACCUCCCUGCGGUUCUACUCACUCCGGGUGCCUCUGCAGGUGCAGAAGGAGGGAGGGCUGAUCACGGACAUCGACGCCCACUGGCUGGAUCACAUGACUCAGCAUUUCAGCAGUGGCGCUCACCUCGUCGAUGGCUUCUUCUACGUCGGAGAGGAUAAUGGCAAUGGGGUUUCGUCCGAGGACAGCGUCUUCAUCUUCCAGAACUCUGCUCAGGAGACCGUGAACGCCUCGUUCGACGCCAUUGUGGUUGAGCAGUGGACUGUUGUUGAUGGUGUUGUUGUGAAGGCAGACUACAUCCCAUUGCUCCAGUCUUUAGCUCCGUAUGGAUGGAGGCUGACGUGUGUGUUACCAACACCGAUUGUGAAGACCAACAGUGACGGCAGUUUGUCGACCAAGCAAAUCCUUUUCCUUCAGAGGCCCAUUUUGCAGCGCAAGAGGAAAGACUUCAAGAUGCCCAACCUCAGGGGUCGCAGCAAGGCAAAGAAAGACUCAAUUGGAGAAGAGGAGAGAGAAAGCAGGUCCCCUUUGAUGGAGACGGAGAUGGACAGGUUGAGGCGCGGCGCAACGGAAGAGGCGGAGGAGGGCGAACGCAGGAGGAGCUGGGACAGCGGAAGGAGCGAAGGAGCGAGCCGGGAGGAGGGCGAAGCGGAGGCGCCACAUCAAACGGGCUCCUCUCCGCCGCCGCCGGGGAGCCGGGCGUCUGCCGAGGAGCGGGAGGAGGAAACGGACAUCGACAGGGUCCCGCGGUCCAAGCGGGAGAAGGCCGUGAGAUGGACAGAUGUGUGUCAGGAGGAUGACGCAAGGGCCAAGGAGGAGGCCAGGAUGGAGGAACGGAUCAAACAGCAGCUGUUUUCUGGGGUUUGUUGACACAUUGGGCACAGAAACAAGGGGAGGGGAACAGAAACCUGGUGAGUUGAUCAAAAAACCCUUUUAUAGGGAUGUUCUGAUCCUCUGUGGGCAACUGAGAUGUAGUCAAUACGUCCUGCUUUAUUUAGGGCCUUAACACAAGUCUUUGAGGUUGGAGCUCCUGUAAAUGGGUUUCGUGUUUUUUCUGCUUUGGGUCAAUGAUGCUACAUGUAUUUAUAUAAGAUGAAUCAUGGCUAUUCUAUACAAGCUAGAGCACAGCUCCAGUGUUAUUUUCCUGAGCGUUGUCGUAUUUUAAUACUUUCUUGUAAAAGGGUUGUUAAUAAUGAAUUAUCGAUUUCACUCAGCUCCUUGUAUUUUUAUAUGUAAGGCAUUUAAGUUGAGAUGCAAAGAAAUUUAACCCAAUCUGCAGCAGGCGGCACUAGAGCUUAAGUCAUACAUGUACAUAGCUUAUCUGUGAUACAGUAUAUAAUGGAAUUAUACAUCAGCCAAAACAUUAUCUACAAUUGCACAGACAAAUUAUUGGCACCUCUUAGUAGUAGUGAUAAAUAAGUGGGUUGUAGUGAUAUUUCAAGCAGACUGUUGCCUUCUAUUAGUGCUACAGAUGUCUUUAGUCGUGUAAUAUGUCAUUCAGCCUCUGAACAGAGCUGUCUGUGGAGAUAAGAAUGAAAACAUUGCCAAGUAUAUUCAAGGUAAAGCCUACAAAACCGUCUCCAAACACCUUUAGGUUACCAUCACCACAGCUAUUAAUAUUAGGAACUUUAAGCUGCUCGGGACCAUAACCAACCUGGCAACCGGGAUGUGGAUGAAAUAAGCAAAUUUACCCAAUUGGGAAAAGGCAUGAUUAACAGAAACAGAUACAAGCUGAGCUCCAAGAUCCUGGUACAGCAGCAGUCAAACAGCUUCCUGUAUUACUUGACUGAGGAAGACGCCAGGUUUGAAUAGAAACACUGAAAAACAGACAGCUUUUUGCUGAAAUGCAUGUCCACUGAUGUGAUGUUCACAAAGAAGAAAUGAUCUACACUGUGAAACAGAGACCUUUAUAUUAUGCUUUAUUGCAUCUGGUACAGAAGGCCUUCAACAUGUUCAGCGCAAAAUGAAAUCUGAGGACUGUCAAGGAGAAAAAAAAGUAGUCUGCCCAUGGAAACAGCUGAAACUGGGAGCAGGCGACCGUCCAAACUCGAAGAGGAGCAGCAGCAGCUCAGGAACGACCAGUGGAAAACUGGAUGUUUAAUAUUAACUAUCAGAUGCAUUGGAGGUUGAAAAGUGGACUCAAACAUUUGUGUCCAUAAGAUGUUUUGUGUGUUGAAUUAUUUAAAUAAUUUUGCAUCAAUAAUCAAAAGCAUCAUUCCCAUAAACUAAAAACAACUUAAAUAUAUUUUAGAGAAAAUUGUAAAAAGGUGAACCCAAAUGUAAAACUGUUUGUAGUUUAGUUUUGUUUAGCCAGAUUUCAAACGCUCUGGCUAGAAGCGACUUGCUUUUUGUAACUGAGAUUUCCUCUUUAGACCAUGUGUAAAUUAGAAAAACCUAUUUAUUACCUUUUCUGGCUUAACUGUGCUGUGUGUAUAGUGUGACAUGUAAGCCUUUAUAAAAAAGGCAGAGGUCAAUAAAGUCUUUUAAAAACA